Molecule: messenger RNA, 693 nt
Organism: Trypanosoma rangeli
Lineage: Eukaryota; Euglenozoa; Kinetoplastea; Trypanosomatida; Trypanosomatidae
Product: putative P27 protein
Exons: 1
Coding region: 1-693 (230 amino acids)
Source: RefSeq, a predicted model, not a curated record
AUGGCCAGGUCGAACGUCGUGGAUCAUGGCGUGUAUGUGAAGCCCGUUUCCCACAACCCAUUCAUUUCGAGUGUGCAUGAUGGUGUUAGCACCGGCUAUCUUGAAGGAUUUUCGGCCAAACCCAUCCACUGGCUUUACCGCUUUCGCUUCAACAGUCUUCCACAAGGUUUUGCAACGGGAUUCUUUUCUCGCAAUCCGUACGGCCGGUACGUUCACUGGCUGGAAGUGAGCACCAUUGAGAAAAUGCGCGUUCAGGCCUUUUCUGUGGAGGGUCUCCCUUGCAAUGUCGUGUCGGUUCUUGUGACACUUUACAGCCUCUGGUACUGCUACCGCCUCUGCUUCCUGCAUCCAGACCUCACGCUUUAUAACCUUGGUCUCUGGACGACGAAGCCGUGGAUUUCGGCGCAGCGAUUCAACAAGAAGCAUGAGCUUGACCAACCCGUUUUCCGCUGGAUUCAUCGUGCACCGGAGUACUUCGUGCCUGACCCGUAUCGUGAGCUCACCAAGCUUGGUGUGGCGGCCAACGACACGUGGAGAGAGUACGUCAAGUCUGUGGGCCGUGAAGACGAACUUCUCAUUGGACCGCUUGACAAGGGAUAUGGUGCAGCUGGUAAGGGCAAGCUGCUGCCGAUGGAUAUUGCGCAUGAAGAUAAGAGUGGCCACAGCCCUGGCCCUUUCCCCACACUUCGUUAG